AUGGCGAAGACGAAGGCUUCCCGUAGUGCUGCGGCUGGCAAAAGCAAGGCAAAAGGUAGGAAAAGACAGAAAGCAAGUCAUGCUAGUGCAGAUGGAGCAAAGGUUUCGGAUGGAUUUCCGGAACAAAAGAAAGACGACGAGCAGCACCAUGCAGAGGGAAAUGCUCCCAGUUCCGGUGAUGACGGCACGGCUGGGGAAGCUGUAGCAAAAAAGAAGAAGGUCAACUCGAAAAGACCACGUGCAUCAAAAUCAGCCGGAAAGAAAGCUCCAAAGGCGAAAGCAAAGGCCCGAUCCGGUAGAAAGAAAAAGGCUGACGCUGAUGAGAACCCUUUUCUACAACCUCCUCCACCUGGACAGCAGUGCAUUUCCCUUUCGACCAGUGGCCUCGAAGUGACCGAGCCAAAGCCGUCAGUUGAAGGUGAAGAUGAUCCAACAGAUGCGGAUCGUGACCGAGAUCAAGAAGACCCAACACGAUCGAAAAAAAGUCCCGUGUCGUCGUCCUCAUCCAGUUCCACGUCCAGUGAAUCACAGAAGUCCCCAGAAAAGUCUUGCUUGCAGUUUGAGAAGGUUGGUUUGUCGGAUGAUGAGGUGACAGAGUGGGUUGACAAGAACGGAGACGUUUACGUUCGCCAUGGUGACUUUGACAGUGAAGCUACCCUGGUCACUUCCGAGAUUGACCAUGAGGCGGUGACAGAUCUUCGUUCCAUGUUCUCAUUUGCAGAGAGGAGUGUGAAGCGGAUCUACAGCCACUUUGGCCGGGAUAAAUUUGAGAACCUUGUGGCGAAUACGGAUGACUUGGUUCUUUUGAGCUUGUACGCUGGCUUGGGUGGAGCUGAGCUUUCUUUGGGGAUGCUUCACAAGUCGGUGACGAAGGAGCUGAAGCAUCUUCACGACAAGGAUGAUUUCUUAUGGAUGGAGAGCCCCAAGAAACCUUUCUUCUUUGCAUCCUGCGACGUGGAUGGCGCAUGUCAGAAGGUCCUUGAUCAACACAAGGACCCGUCGGUAUACAUUGUUGCUGACAUCCUGGAUUUCAUCAAGCCAGAGACCCUUGCACAUAUGGAGAACCUGGUAGCUACUGCAAAGAAGGAGUUGGCAGCAUUGAAGGGACAGGAAAAAGCGCAGGCAAAAGCGCACGCCAAAACUAUGGCCAAGGCCAAAGGACAGAAAGUGCGUGGGCGUGGGCGCGGGCAAAAGUCCAGAGCAAAGCCACGCAAGUCAGAUGUUGAUGCAGUGCCAUCGGAUGGUAGUGAGUCAUGCGAAGAUGGUGGGGGCGAUGAUGGUGGUCCCAGUGCCAUGAACCCCCUCAAGGACAUUGGUGAAAAGUUGCUGACAGAGCUACUUGCUUGUCUUGAAGAUGAGUGUGCUUUCCGCAAGUUUGUCCCCGUCAAAGGUGGAAAGACAAUGCAGAUGCAGAAUUUGCGCGCGGUCGUCAAGCGCUUGAUCAUGAUGCAGGGUAGUGUUUGCAAGGACUGGAGCUCGAUGAAUCAAUCUCGCCAAGAACUUCUUGGAACGUACAUACUACCCUUCGCAUGCAGUUUGGGUCUUGCACGAUUUCUCAGUCCCAUGGCAUUUCUUCACGAAUGCACACGCUUGUUCAGACCAGCCAUCCUCCAGAAAGUGUUUCCGGAGUUUUCGCUGCACCAUUCGUUGCUGGAUCCUCAAGAUUUUGGCUUUCCAGUCAGGAGAUCAAGAGCAUACACAGCACUGGUUAGGCCAGACUACGUCAUGACCAUUCCAAGUGAUCAGAUCAAGAGGCUAUUCAGUCCUUGUCGUCUCAACUGCGGCAUUUUCUUUCAGGCCACUGAUGAGGAGGUUGGGGAUAUGAAGCGGUCCAUGGCGGCUGUUCGGUUGAAACCGCAGAGCUCCAGCUUCCGUGAGCUGCUGCCACCACAAAGUCAGGUCAAUUUGCUUCAGAUAGAGAGAAUGCCUUGGGUCCAAGCAGCUUUGGGCAAGACACAAGAAGUUGGUUGCAAUUUAGACCAGGACCCGUCGUUUGCAGAGCACUGUGGAACGAUUCUACCAGUCGUUCUUGCAUCCGUGUCCAAUAUGUAUGGUUGCUUGCGAGAGCGUGUGAUGCAUCCCAAUGAGCUGUUGCUGGCGCAGGGCAUCCCGGUGUACCCUGAUGUCGCAGCAGCAGCCGGUUUUGAAGAUGGGGUGCCUGUCAACUUCAAGGGUGUGAGCGAUGCUCAGAAGCGUCGCAUGGCUGGGAACUCGUUCCAGCAAGCAUGCUCGAAUGGAUUGAUGACAUUCGUGUUGGCAUCGAUGCACAAGAAGUGA
Molecule: messenger RNA, 2277 nt
Organism: Cladocopium goreaui
Lineage: Eukaryota; Dinophyceae; Suessiales; Symbiodiniaceae
Source: the annotation of a GenBank genome assembly